Messenger RNA from Paramuricea clavata, 5434 nucleotides. The record is from the annotation of a GenBank genome assembly. NCBI's taxonomy places the organism in Eukaryota, Metazoa, Cnidaria, Anthozoa, Malacalcyonacea, Plexauridae.
GAAAAAUUGAAUCAACUUAAUUUUCCAAAUGCUUAGGAACCCAUUGUUUUUUUCUCCUAUGCUGCGUAUAAUAACCCUUGGUCUGUCCUGAGCUGUAUAGCUUCACUAGAAUUUAUUCAAAGGAAUUAGUUAAAAAUUCGUUAAAUACGACACUUCGUUUAUCACUGAGUAACAUAUAUGCAUGAAUAAAUAUUCAGAUUUGACAUCUUCCUUAUUUUUAGUUCGCCAAAUUCUAUGGGACUUCAUCACUUAAUUGCAAAACUGAAGAAGUGGAUCAAGAUUUUGGAAGCUAAAACGAAACUUUUAUCGAGGUAACAUUUUGACAUUAAAACUCUUGUAUUUUUUGUCCCUUCCUUUAGCAAAAGCCUCAAAUUCUAAAAUUCCGUACAAUUAUUUUCUUUUAUAUAGUUCGUUUCUCCUUGAAGAACGAUGUCGUUUUCUCAGCGUGUUUUCUAUAUCCACAGCUGAUGUUGAACUUCCUGGAGAAUUUCUCAUGCCCAAGUCAAACAUUGUAUGUAUGCAAGGUGUUGCAAUCCCAUGUAAAUUUACAUCAAAAUGUCUGCUACAACGUUGUAGUGACAUGUGCGUUUAUAACGUAUUCAGAAUUGAUUUGAAUUUUGUAUUCCUAUAUUGUCUGUUACUAAGUGUCUGAAACAACGUUGAGGUUCCUGCAUUUCAGCAAUGCAAAAUACAUGACAACCUAGGUUGAUCCUAGGUUGAUGGUAUUUUUGAAUGCGUGUCAUUUAUAUAAAUCAGAAAGAGAAAACACUGUUGGUGUGGACUAGGGACCCUCAAAAUGGCAGCUUGUUUUCACGAUCGUUAAAACGUGAAGGAAUCAACAACCAGGCAUUUGUAACAAUUUUCAACCUUACCCUUACCCUGCAUGCACCUAACCCUAACCAUAUAACACUAAAGUAAACUCUUGAGUUUAAAUUUGGAACUAUACAUCAUUGUCUUGCAAACUUCCUCUCGUCGUCCACCCCUUUAGUCAUUACCAUUAUAGGCUAACUCCCAACAUAGUUCUCAUUUUAUAUCAUGAUUGUCCAUUUUCAGCAUAGCCAUUAUUACAUCCGUAUUGCUCAAUUUAUGCCUCGCGUUGAACUGGUUCAGAAACACAAUAUGUCCGCUAGGAGAUUGUUUAUUAGAGCAAAUAACGGCAAGGUAAGUGGCUUGUCAAACAAUAUGACAAAACGCAAUCCGAAUUCCAUGAGCACAACGGGAAGUGGCAGUCAGUUGUACUGUUAGAGCUAACCACCAUGCCUGUACUAUAUGCUGUUCCAGGGAUGGGUCCAGCCAGAUCUGGUAGAGGAGGGAGGGAGGGGGUGUUCAUCAAAGGGGGUUCAGGGUGUUACCGUUGACCAAGUGCGUAAUCGCUAGAGGGAGCUACGGCAGCAAGGCACUAUUCUGUAGUCUUGAUUGCGAAUUUCACAAUCAUAUAUCUUACUAUCUCAUUUUCUCUCUAUUCUAAUUUUUGUGAACUGCCUUUUGCUAAUUUCUAUUUUUUUGUAAUUGCUUUUCCAAAUGAAAAAGUUGAUUAAUUAAUCGAUAAAAACCAUUGGAAUUAAGCCCCUUUGGUCCCCCUUUGCCAAAGCUACCAGUGGUGUGCGCCAUCCCUCCCACCCUACAGUCCUUCCCCCCCCCCCCGUGCCCUACAGCCCCCAGUAAAUCCAUCCCUGUGUUCCAACUGAUGAAACCCAACUAUAUUGUGUAUGGUAUUUUCGCUUCAGAUCUAUCCUUAUUUGGUCGUGAAUGAUGCAUGUUUAUCUGACUCACGGAGAGAAGAGCGAGUUCUUCAGUUGUUGAGGAUAUUAAAUAUAUACUUUGAAAAACGCAAGGUAAUUGUGAUGAUGUUAAGGCGAAAAUCUGGAUAAUAUGUUUUUAAUAUCAUUCUAUUUUUUCUGUAUUGAAAAUAACCGCCAUUACUGUGUAUGUGUAGCUAGCUAUUAUUGUAAAUCUCAUAAUUUUGUCUUACAUCAAACUGCACCGUGAUAUAUUGCAGGCUUUAGGAUUUGUUUCUGUUUUCCUAAUCAGGAAAUCUGUAGGAGGUUUUGCCUGAUUAAAGGCGCACAUGUUUGGAAGCUUACACAAUUCUUAUCAAAAUAGGAAUCAAGCAAAAGACAUCUCUUGUUUACCGUGCCUCGGGUGGUUGCUGUUUCACCACAGAUGCGAUUGAUUCAGGUAUGUGCGAGUACUUUUGCUCUGCGCGGAUAGUAUAUCCCAGAUGUUAAUAUCUUAAACAUAGACCAAUUCGGACUUUGACUUCGGGAAUUGGAAUAUACAUAUCAAAGUAUUGAACUGUUUAGUCAUCAUUUGAAUAUGCAAAAAAUUGCCCGAAAGAACAAUUAGUUUCCGCACUGGUGACUCGCUUUAAAUUAGAAAAUAUCUUCCCUUAAGUGUACCUUUCUUUAUCAGGGAUGGAUCCAGCAUAACCAUUCAGCUUAGAUGUUUAUGCCGUUGAAUAUCUUCGGCAUAAACAUUCAACUUAGAUGUUUAUGCCGUUGAAUAUGUCUGAGUGGUUAUGCCGAAGACAGUCAACGGCAUAACCAUCCAAUAGUUAGGCCGAAGACAGUCAACGACAUUACCAUCCAAGUUGAAUGGUUAUGCUGAAGACCGAGUCAACAGCAUAACCAUUCAACUUAGAUGUUUAUGUCGUUGAGUAUGUUCGGCAAAAACAUUCAAUUUAAAUGUUUUUGUUGUUGAAUAUGUUUGAAUGGUUAUGCCAUGCCGAAGACAGUCAACGGCAUAACCAUUCAACUUGGAUGGUUAUGCCAUUGACUGUCUUCGGCAUAACCAUUCAAUUUAUGUUCGGCAUAAACAUUCAACUUUUAGAUGUUUAUGCCGUUGAAUAUGUUUGAAUGGUUAUACCGAGGACAGUCAAAAAUUAGUUAAAUUUGCAGUUCUAUUGUGUCUCACAAAUGAUGAUUGAACAGUUGAAUACUUUGAUAUGCAUAUCCCUCCAGUCUCAGCUACAUGUUAUAGUUCAACGGCAAUAUGUUCCCAGCGCAGAACGUGCCAUUUGGAUGCGCAGUCAAAACUCCGAAUUGGUUUAUCGUGGGUUCGAUUUUGGCUGCGACUCACGACACUUAUGUGAAGAGUCAGUCAACGCUCUACCGAAAGUCGUGGGGUUUUUUCUGGGUACUCUGGUUUCCUCCCACAGGGAAUGUUGACAGGAUGGGUUGGAAUUAGGUCCUAACUCUUUCACCGUAGCUGUGCUCCAUGAUCAUGCAGGCAUGAGUUAUAAGGUGGGCGCCAUUAGAAAGCCUUCGACUCAAUCAGGUUGAGCGUGCGUCCUUCGCCAUUUAGCUUAGUUCUCAUCUGCAAGCAAAAACCAACGAAACAGUUUUGCUCGAAAAUAACGAAUAUUUAUAAGACCAUGUCUAUAUAGACUUCAUCCUCGUGAGGUAGGCAAUGUUUGAAUGGUGGUAGGCAUGGGGGUCUAUAAGGGCCACCAAGCGAUCCAAAACUAGUAGCCUGGGGACGAGAAUAGAUCCUGAAAUCCAACUCGAGCUGGUGGUGUACGACUCAGGCAGAUCAUGCCCCAAUAGCUUCUUAGCUCUUCGUGUCAGAAGUUUCCCAUUUCAUGAAGGGACAUUUUGCAGUAUUUUUACAAAGUAACCAGCCACCAGACUUGCGUUGAUUAUAUUUCGUAUUGCUUGUAUUUUUGUAGGAUUCACCGUCUGUAGUUACAUUGAAAGAUGUCAUGAAAACGGUUAGUGUCUCAAAAAUAUUGCCUUUAAUGAAAAAUAACAAUGAAAAACUGCCUGCAAUAAUUCCCUCACCGAUUUCAUUACCUUUGCUGGUGUAAUUCCUGGAAUGCUGAUCGCAAAAUGUAUAAAUAAAAUGUCCUACUUUUGUGUGAGUACAUCACUACAAUUUUUUUAUUCACAGCAUUAUGUUAAGAAAGGUAUUGAUGAAGACACAGCAGUUUCACUGUACUACGAAAGAUUAGCUGCAGUUCAAGCUAGAGGAGAACAAAGUACCCAUCAAGUUCUCAGGGAUAUAUUUAAAGAGGUCAGUUUCACUGUAUUAAGCCUGUUAAACAUACAAAAUCUCGGCGCACUAAAUGCAAAAAUGUGUGGUGGGUAUGGAAAUUGCGUUGUGCAAAAUGCCACGAUCAAAUAGAGACAUACAUAUCCCAUAUUGCUUUUCGCGGUGUGACGUUUGACUUGAAGUUACAAUGGUUGAAGUUACAAUUGGAUUAGAUCUACGAAUUAUUUGCUUUCUAAGGAUAUUGUUGCCAAAGGGCAAAUUAAAAUGCAUUGCUUUAUAUUGGAAACCGAUCUCAUGUCUGCAGACUCUGCAAAUUCAUGCACAUUUUCUUAUCACUUAUCUUCUACAGAUUCAAAGUACUAUUGUUCCAGAAGUUGUUCUAAAGGAAUGGGCACAGCGUACAUACCCAGGCGCUGCUGAUUACUGGACCUUUAGGAAACAAGUAAGUGAGGCUACUGAGCAAGUAUAUAAAAUAUUACAAAUUCUUACCGCAGCACUGUCUCGUUAUACUUUUGCAAAUUGUUGUUGCAUGAGCGAAAUGAGGAGGGAAGUGAUGUCUCUGCGUGCCCAUUAUAUCAAGAAACCUUUUAAGCUAACGUUGUAGUGUUCCAGUCAGAAUGUACCUGAAUCGUUUUCAAUUAUUUCAUAAUCUAUUCUAAUAAUUAAAUUAUCUUGCACCUGUUCGGUACUUCUUUUGAACUUUUCGUAUGUUUUUAGUUUACUACUCAGCUGACGAUGCUGCAAUUUGCAGAGUUUACACUUCAUCUGUCAAGACUAUCUCCCGAGAUGCUGCAAAUCAUUCGUGCAAGUGGAAGAUUAAACGUCGGCUAUUAUAAAUUUGAGAUUGACGAUAACAAAGGUAAGAAAUACAAUUUUCUUAAAUCUAUUUGAAGUAUAAUUUUAUAUAAAGCAUGAGCAACCGACUUGUAUUUAUAGGGCGAGCCGUGACUCGAACCCAGUCCCUGAAAUGAGGAUUGAAAAAAUAAUGUUGCGUGAUGGGAAUGAUCAAGGCUCAACAUCACACUCCUCAGUCCACUGAUGUUAUAUAAUGUUAGAUAAUAGAUUAUUAUUAAUAUUAGCUAAUGAGUAGUACCGUCUAGUUUAUAAUGCAAAUCCGUGUUGUUAUAUCGCCAACUAGAUAUAACUGUGCAUGAGAACAGCUUGAUAUUCCCGUAUCAACGUCAGAUUGGUCAAAACUGCUGGCUUCAUCAGACAGUAAUCUUUAUUGCUCUGCUCUUCUGCAGGUGAACUAGAUGCAAAUCGUCCAGUACCAUUUCGACUGACACCAAACAUUAGUGAACUGAUAUCACCAGUUGGUAUUGGUGGUGUGUUGACAUCAUCCAUGGUAGCUGCCGCUAGAUGUUUGGUUGAUCCCAAGUUUAGUGUGGACAGCAUUCUACGAGCUAUUUUAAGAGACGAAAUGAUUUCUUGGCAUAAGAAGGUG